Oncorhynchus keta (chum salmon) is the source of this 3350-nucleotide messenger RNA. RefSeq names its product olfactomedin-like 3a (gene olfml3a). Bases 332 to 1522 code for a protein of 396 amino acids. Gene Ontology annotation, biological process: signal transduction. Lineage: Eukaryota; Metazoa; Chordata; Actinopteri; Salmoniformes; Salmonidae. The transcript has 3 exons. The record is from RefSeq and is a predicted model, not a curated record.
AAGAACCUGGCCCUUCUCUCUCUCUCUCUCUCUCUCUCUCUCUCUCUCUCUCACCUCCACCUCCACACACACACACACACACACACACACACACACACACACACACACACACACACACACACACACACACACACACACACACACACACACACACACACACACACACACACACACACACACACACACACACACUUCUACACACGAACACUCACACUCUGUAGGAAACCAACCAUAAGUAGACCACGAGGAGACCGGACCAGACAGGAGGAAGUAUUUUUGCUACCUGGACUUACGUACAGGACGCCCAGACUGUCCCUUGGAUCUAUCAACCAUGACAACGGCUGUCCCCUUCCUCCUCUCCUUAGUCCUAGUCCUCACCAACGGUCAGUAUUACUACCAGGGUCUCAUGGAUUAUCUGGAGAACAGAUUCCUUGCCAUUGAGGAUCGUAUGCUCAUAUGGCACGAGCAGUCGAACCGCUACAACACAGAGCUGCGGCACUUCAAGAAGCAGACUGCUGAGUUUAUAACGGGACUAAACCAGGACCACGGGACCCUGCGCCAAGACCUGGAGGGGACAGGGGUACGAGUGGACCGCGUCGAGAGAGAGAUGGACUACAUCGAAACCCAAAACCCCGCUAAGCCCUGUGUGAACCACGCAGACAGAAUGGUGGAUGUGGACCUGGAGGUGAAGGAGAGGAAGAGAGGGGGAGAGGAAGAUGGGUACUCCAGAGUCUUGGAUUGUGUAGACAUCAUCUCCAGCAUCAGAGCCAUGAAGAUCCUGAAGAGGAUGGGGAGCCCCAAGGGCAUGUGGACUAAAGACGCCAGGACCUCUAAGGUCUACGUCUUCAACGGCACGGCAGAGGACACCGUGUACCAGUUCAGCUCUGUUCUAGACUUCUCGUCCUCCCCAGGAGUGGCCCACAGCAGGCCUAUAAGACUGCCCUCUCUGUGGAGUGGCACCGGAUGUGCCGUCUACAAUGGCUAUGCCUACUACGUGAUGGAGGGGGCCGACGAGCUCCAGGUGAUUAAGUAUGACCUGGCGAAUGGCACAUUGGCAGACAGUGCUGUGUUCCCAGUGGAGGUGGCAGACCAUAGACCCGUCUACAGCCUCAACCCAGAGACUGCUGUGGACCUGGCUGCCGAUGAGGAAGGCCUCUGGGCCCUUUACACCACCAGGGAGAGUGAGUCCAUCAACCUGGCUAAGAUGGACCCUGACAGCCUGGAUAUCGAGCAGAUGUGGGAUACACAGUGUCCCCAGGAGAACGCGGAGGCAGCCUUCGUGGUCUGUGGGACGGUCUAUGUGGUCUACAACACUAGGGUGCCUAGUCGCUCUCGUGUUCAGUGUGUGUUUGACGUAAACGAUGCGGUGACCAAUGAGGAGGCUCCGCUACUGUAUUUCCCCAGGAGGUAUGGACUCCACGCCAGCCUAAAGUAUAACCCUCAGGAGAAACAGAUCUAUGCCUGGGACGACGGCUACCUGAUCCUUUACAAACUGUCCAUGACGAGGAAGCUAAUGGUUUAAGUGGAUGGACUAGUGGGCAUUUUAGUCAAAUAACAUUUUAGUCCGAGAAACGGACAGAAAACAUUCUAACAUGAAGACUAUCACUGGAGACAUAUAUUUGUUUUUUGACACCACUCACCCCACUGUCCAUACUGUAUACAUUGUCUCGACAGGAACAUGUACCCAUGUAUUGUUUUACUUGACAUAAUGCAUUGAAUUACUGUACUGUAGGUGCCCGUUACCAAACAUUAUUGCUACCCCAGUUUGAUAUAAAGUUGAUGUUGAAUGGAGCUCUGAAUUAGAUUGGAAUCGUAAUAUGUCCGCAACAACUGGAUUUAUUCGGGGGAAAGAGAUCAGAAACGGUGUAUAAAUGAAUGCCUUGAUGGAAUGUAUGGCCCAGCUCUCCUCAAGAUUUAAUUUGGCUAUUUGCAUUCCACUUGUUUUAGUUCAUCCAAUUUACUCUUCCCUGCUGCUUGCUCCCUUUGUUGUUCACUUUGACAUACGUAGUCGUGAAAGUGACAGUCUCCGGCUAAAGUUCAUCGGCACAAACAGAGAAAAAUAUAAAGUCACAAAAACUUUACAGAGGAGAAAUCUUACUGUACAUUAAUAAAAAAUAUAUAAUAUUAUGUGUGCCACCAUAAUUCAUCAUACACGACCGUUCAAAAGUUUGGGGUCAUUAAGAAAUGUCUUUGUUUUGGAAAGAAAAGCACAUUUUCUGUCCAUUAAAAUAACAUCAAAUUGAUCAGAAAAACAGUGUAGACAUUGUUAAUGUUGUAAAUGACUAUUGUAGCUGGCAACGGCUGUUUUUUAAAUAGAAUAUCUACAUAGGCAUAGAGAGGCCCAUUAUCAGCAACCAUCAGUCCUGUGUUCCAAUGGCACGUUGUGUUAGCUAAUCCAAGCUAGAAAACCCUUUUGCAAUUAUGUUAGCACAGUUGUAAACUGGCAGCUUCAUUAAAUAGUACCCGCAAAACACCAGUCUCAACCUCAACAGUGAAGAGGCGACUCCGGGAUGCUGGCCCUCUGGGCAGAGUUGCAAAGAAAAAGCCAUAUCUCAGACUGGCCAAUAAAAAGAAAAGAUUAAGAUGGGCAAAAGAACACAGACACUGGACAGAGAAAUUCUGCCUAGAAGGCCAGCAUCCCGGAGUCGCCUCUUCACUGUUGACGUUGAGACUGGUGUUUUGCGGGUACUAUUUAAUGAAGCUGCCAGUUGAGGACUUGUGAGGCAUCUGUUUCUCAAACUAGACACUGAAAUGUACUUGUCCUCUUGCUCAGUUGUGCACGGGGGCCUCACACUCCUCUUUCCAUUCUGGUUAGAGACAGUUUGCUCUGUUCUGUGAAGGGAGUAGUACACGUCAUUGUACGAGAUCUUCUGUUUCUUGGAAAUUUCACGCAUGGAAUAGCCUUCAUUUAUCAUCACAAAAAUAGACUGACAAGUUUCAGAAGAAAGUUAUUUGUUUCUGGGCAUUUUGAGCCUGUAAUUGAACCCAGAAAUGCUGUUGCUCCAGAUACUCAACUAGUCUAAAGAAGGCCAGUUUUAUUGCUUCUUUAAUUAGGACAGCAGUGUUCAGCUGUGCUAACAUAAUUGCAAAAGUGUUUUCUAAUGAUCAAUUAGCCUUUUAAAAUGAUGAACUUGGAUUAGCUAACACAACGUGCCAUUGGAACACAGGAGUGAUGGUUGCUGAUAAUGGGCCUCUGUACGCCUAUGUAGAUAUUCCAUUAAAAAAUCUGUCAUUUCCAGCUACAAUAGUCAUUUACAACAUUAACAAUGUCUACACUGUAUUUCUGAUCAAUUUGAUGUUAUUGUAAUUGACAAAAAAUGUGCUUCUCUUUCAAAAAAAAUGACAUUUCC